Molecule: messenger RNA, 309 nt
Organism: Cinara cedri
Lineage: Eukaryota; Metazoa; Arthropoda; Insecta; Hemiptera; Aphididae
Source: the annotation of a GenBank genome assembly
AUGAAAUGGGAAGAUGUAGUGAAGGAGCAUACGGAACAACUAGGAGGAGGAACAGAUCGGAAGGCACGAGAAACUGAUCGGGAUGGACGGAACGCUGGAUGUACGACGGGAAAGAGAAACAGAGGCCGCGAUAACCAAAAAAAAAAAAAAAAAAAAAUUGGUAACGACAAGGGAGAAUAUAGGUUGGAUGGACUGUGCAGUAUGCUCAGCGUUCGUGGACAGAAAAUUCAUCACGACACCAACAUGUUUAUUGAAAACGUAGUUGAAAAAUGUAGUUUGCAGAAACGCAAUUUACAGUUUUUGUUUUAA